This is a messenger RNA of Pseudophryne corroboree (corroboree frog), 8400 nucleotides long. It is a transcript of the gene GRAMD1A, whose product is annotated as GRAM domain containing 1A. The coding region runs from base 1004 to 3589 and encodes 861 amino acids. The record is from RefSeq and is a predicted model, not a curated record. The transcript has 21 exons. Gene Ontology annotation, molecular function: cholesterol transfer activity; cholesterol binding. Gene Ontology annotation, biological process: intracellular sterol transport. Gene Ontology annotation, cellular component: endoplasmic reticulum-plasma membrane contact site; endoplasmic reticulum membrane; plasma membrane. Lineage: Eukaryota; Metazoa; Chordata; Amphibia; Anura; Myobatrachidae.
GAAGCUUCCUGGUGAGAGACAUCUGAGGAAAUGUUCCAGGAGGAACCUCCUCACACAGCAAGGAGAGGAAGCAACAUGCAGUGAGAGAGACCGCUGGACUUCCCAGCAGAAGGACUGCUCCACGCUGAGACAGAGAAAGAUAAGAUGGGACCUAUUUCUGGAGUGCAACAAUGCAGAAUUGACGAUCGCUUUUGACGUUCAGCCUAUGGAACACAGAGACAGUUACUCCACAAAGAGCUGGGAUGCGCUGUUAUACUGUUCUGUAUGAACUAGACUCUGGAACUUCAUCAGAUGUCAUCUCACUUGUUUGCAAAGAAAACUACAUUUCCAAAAUUGGGCAGGAUCGACGCCCUGUCUGCUGAAAGGGUAAGGGGGGUAAAUCCAGGUGAUCCCCCGUUAAUCAGGAUAUUAGGAAACAUAAACUAGCGUUUGCUUGCGCUGAAGUGUGUUUCUGGUGACCAGACAAUAGUCUGCUUUUGCCUCCGAGUUUUCCUUCUUUGUAGAAUCAGCCAAGUGUCCGCAAAGUGCUUAAACCAAAGGGAUGUUUUGCACUUAUGUUAAUUAAGAUGUUUUAAAAUAAUUGCUUUCUCAAGUUCUAGAUCCUUGGCAAUAAACAAAUGCUUGGCUGACCGUCUGCGACACUGAGUAUCUCGGAACAGAACAAUGAAAGCAAGGUGACAUAAAGGCAGCCGCAGAAGCAGACUUCAAAGAUACAGAUUUCUAUUUGAGAUACAAAAGCUUAAGAAGUGCAAACGUUGGACUUUUCUUUGGUGUUUUUUCAAUAAAUAUAUUUAUAUAUUGAAAGAAACAAUUACGGUGAUUCAUCCGAUGUCAUUUGUGGGUUCAAUUUACCAGCAGGCCCCGGAAUUAUGUCAUAUCCGCUUGCCUGAAAUAUAAAGCGUUGCUGUGAGGAAAACGGACGGUCUAACCUGAGGAGCUUACAAAUCCAGACCAGCUGUUGAGGCCUAUUGGAGAUGCUAGAAUUUGAUUUGCCACUUUCACCAUGGAAACCUUCAGGCAACUGAAGCCUCCGGAAUUGUGGUCAUGUUCAUCGACGCCAAGCGCCAGGCGCCGACGGUUCAAGCUAAAAAAAGGUCAGAGGUCACCGGAGUUAGACGUCCGGAGUCAAGCAGAGGGGGCAGCGGUCAUAGGGCAAACCCUGACUCCCCCUGCCAUAGAGGUGACCCCAUCUAGUGAGGAUGAUGCAUGGUCCAACUGUUCCACACCGAGUGCGUCGCCAAAGAGACGCAGGUCGCUGCUGAAGAAAUGGCUGAGACGGAAAGAAGGACGAGGAUGCUCCGGUAGUAUCACCCCCCGCAGCACGCCCAGCAACUCCCCCGCUUUGCGGAAACGUCUGGUCAGCAACGAGGCGGAAAACAUGGUGGAGAAGGGGUCGGAGGGCUCCUUUGAGAAGACACCUGGCGCACAAACUCCCACUUCCCCUCCUCCGGGGGCGCUGCCCAUAAACCAAAACAAUGCCCAGCUGCCCACCCAAACUAACUCCCUGCCCGGAACGCCACUCCCUCCUCAGCUCAGUGGACGAGGAUCUAUUUGGAACAGCAAGGUGAGUACACCGCAGAAGAUCCAGAGCUUCUACAGCAUGCUGAGCCCCAAUUACAAGCAGCGCAACGAGGACUUCCGCAAGAUCUUCAAGAAACUGCCCGAUUCGGAGCGUCUCAUCGUGGAUUACUCGUGUGCCCUGCAAAAAGAUAUCCUGCUCCAGGGGCGGCUCUACUUAUCGGAAAACUGGAUCUGUUUCCAUAGCAACAUUUUCCGCUGGGAAACCAUGAUCACUAUCCAGCUGAAAGAGAUACGAUGCAUCAAAAAGGAGAAAACCGCCAAGGUGAUUCCUAACGCUAUCCAAGUGUGCACCGAGAACGAGAAGCAUUUCUUCACCUCCUUUGGGGCCCGGGACCGUUCCUUCUUACUGAUCUUCCGCCUGUGGCAGAAUGCACUUUUAGAUAAGACGCUCUCCCCCCAGGAACUGUGGCACAUCGUUCACCAAUGCUAUGGUACAGAACUGGGACUGACUAGUGAGGACGAUGAUUACGUGUCUCCCCGUGAGCUGCUGAAUGGUCUGGGCGUCAGCGAAGAUUUUCCCGAGGUCCCUGAUCUGAGCGACACGUCUUCCCGUGACACUAAACUGAGCACCAGUCCCAAGCUGCAGGCCACCGAUUCUUUCACCUCCCUUGCCAGCAGUGAAGGGAUGCUAACGACAGCAGAAGACAUGACCGGACAGUCGGACGCGCUGACAGACUCUCAGCUGGAUGGCUCCUCCAGUCAGACGGUGACUCCUCUCUCGGAAAUGGCCAGUACGGGGCUGCUGGACUCCCUGCCUGCUCUGGACCUUCUCCCCAGCGAGGACCUGCCCACUGACCCAAGCAACAACUCCACCCCUAGCUCCACUCAGGACGAGGAUGGUAGUUGUCUCUCUAAAGAUGGCAUCUUCACGGACCUGCCGGGCAGACUGCAUAUAAAUGCUGUGUACCACGUCGCCGCGGAGCGCCUGCAGCAAGCGCUGACCUCUGACACCCGCUUCAUGAGCGAGUUCAUGGAGCAAAGAAAGUUCACUGAUGUCAUCGUGAACCCUUGGGUAACUGACAGCAGCGGGAAACAAUCUAGGGUUAUCAACUACACUAUUCCCAUCAAUAACCCCUUGGGACCAAAGUCAGCUCCCGCCGUGGAGACCCAGACUCUCUACAGUUUGAAGAGAUCAGUGUGUGUUCUAGACACCCAAGUCAUCACGCAAGGGAUCCCGUACCAGGACUAUUUUUACACCGCUCAUCGGUACUGCAUCACCAGCGUGGCCAAGAACAAGGCCCGUCUCAGGGUGUCCUCCGAGAUCUGUUACAGGAAACAACCGUGGAGUCUGGUACGGAGCAUCAUUGAGAAGAACUCCUGGAACGGGAUGGAGGAGCAUUUUAGACAGUUGGAUAAGACCACCUCCUCCUAUAUAUGUGUGCUAACAAUGCCCACCCCCACCUCUAUCUGCACCACUCCCCUUCCCAGCUCAGAGGCAGUGGUUAAGUUAGAGCAGUCCUGCGUAGAGGAGCUGGGGGUCAGAGAAAAGCCAUCGCUGCGGCGACGUAAGCGGACGCUGAGCUGGAAGACUCAUCACGCGGACCCACUGAAUUCAGUCUCGGCCCCGCUGGACAGUGUGAGGGGAAGCCAUCACUCCAGAACCUCAGGCAGUAUCUCCUCACAGCUCUCCCACCUGUCUGACCGAGGCUCCGUGCACAACAUCCCCACUGCCCUUUUCAUCAUCAGUAUUGUCUUGUUGGUCCUGGUGGUCCUAAACAUGAUGCUAUUCUACCGCUUGUGGUCCCUGGAGCACACCGCUCGGACAUUCCAGACCUGGCAGAGUUACGCUGUGUCCCAGGGGAGGUUUCCGCAGACCUCCGCGGAUUGGGCAGAGAUUCUUGAGCUGCAGAAACGUUUCCACAACACAGAAGUGCAGAAAUGGAAACAGACACUGCGGGCAUCGGUACAGCUGCUGGAUGAGAUGAGAUCGUCUUUGCAAAGGCUGCAGCAGGGGGUCUUGCUGAAUGAUGCCACCACAGAACCUCAUGAGGAAGAUGCUCUGUCAUGACAAGCAACCUCUACUGAUACUUCCUGCGGAUUAUCUCCGCAGGGGAGGGAACUCAUUGUUGGCCAGAGCCGGGGAGGGCAUGUGCUCUCGGACGACCGGAUGACAACCUGGGCACCUGUACAGAUUUGAGUGCUGGGCGCUGACACCUGUAGGGAAUAGAUUGCUGGAUUCUAGCUCCCGUCAAGGAUAGGAGUUAUUAGGAUACUCGUCUCAUCGGUGAUAAUAAUAUGGAAUACACUGCAUUCUGGUAGUGUCAUAGAGCCGCUACUCCAAGGAUAUAGUACAUCAUUUUCAGAUAUUUAAAGGACAAAAUCACGAAGUGGAUCGUCAAAAGGAACAUUUUUUUGUCUCUGAAAUGGUUGUCCUCCUUUUCCUUUGGACAGCUCUAAUAUCGUAGUGAAUGAACAUGGUCUCAAUGUAUUUUUGCAAAAUUUUCCACUGUCAUUCAAAGUAGAGACUCGUGGUAACUUUCCGGUGACAAGUUAGAGAGUUUGACCUCUGACCUCGGUGGUCAAUGUGGAUGAAUGUGAUUGCUAUGGGGCGGGUUUCCCAUAAUGCAGCUAUGGAAUUCCUUUAGAAACAGAGUUACUAGUCUACCUGGAACUUGCCGGUUUGGCCAUGUCCAUAGUGCAAGACGUUAGAGACACUUUUAACAUGGGCGUUCCCCCGAUAUUGAGAUAUUGUGGCACCGUUGAUUAAUUAAGCUUUAGCAUUCAAUUCUGAGAUUUCGUCUUUCUAGUUAAAUAGAGAGGCACUAACCACAGUCUGGCUUGCGGGGGGAGUCUGGUUAACUCCAAACCAGCACUGCGAUUCUGGCCUUUGAUCUCGAACACAUUCCUGAUAAGGAAACAACAGCGCCCCCUUUGUUUGCCGCAACGGAAUGUAUUAUUUGUAGAAAGCACUUAGUUGGUUUUAUUCUGAGAGUCUAAUAGAGUCUUUUGCAGCCCUGUGAGCUAUGAAUGUUAGCCCUGGUUACUUGUGUGGUCCUUGGGUGUGUCACCAUCUUCUGCUACAUUAGGUGGCACUUGUACACAGCCACCCCACCGCUCACCCCUGGUUGCUGUCCGCUGCCUGCAAGAAUGCCCACAGUGACUGACGUAGAAAGACAAGUAGAGGUAGGAGUGUUACUUCCGCUCCUUCUCCUCUCCUAUCACUCCCUCACCCUUUUCUGACUAUUCCUCAUACUUUCUGUCCCUCUUCUUAAACUGCUCCUCUCACUCCGUUGUUCACUGCACUACAGUUAUUGCAUGAGACUUGUGUCAUUCUACAGUAUUUUUUCUCCUGCAAUUAAUUGCAAAGCAGCCGGUGAUCAGAACACUGGGGGUGGUGGGGAGAGGCAUGUUAGGGUCCAGGAGAGAAGGUGAGAACUUGAUCUCAGCCGCCAACCCAAGAUGGAUCCUCCUGAGGUGACGUUCUCACCUAGCCUUUUUGGAGGAAUGACCCUGGUUCAACCUCCUCUAGUUCAGACACUCCAUGGCAACCUUACUAUAUAAUCUUAGCUAUUUAUUUAUUUUAUUUUGAUGAAAUAAACUCUUCGCCAGUAGAAGAGGCACCUUUUAUUAGCCAUGUUAUCAGCUCCUCUCUCUCGCAGAACAUAUAAAGUGUAUCUGUAGCCUUCACCAACUGGAGACAGUCUUUGUUGGGUGGAACCAAUAUUCUUGAAAAGUUAGUAUUUUGGAAAAGGGGUACGGAAAAAAAAUUCUCUCUGGCCACUUAAAUAGUCCAAUAAUUUCCCUCAAUUUGGAGGGCUAAUAAUCGUUCUGGAUACGGCAAGAAAAUAAUCUAGGUCAUUUUAAUUCAUUCCGUGAACAUUUGCUGGGGACCAGUAACAUUAUGGAGGCUUAAAAUUUGUUGGGGUGGAGGUCAUAUAACUCAUGUUUUUAAUCACUAGUGUUUAUUAGCAGUAUCUAAUUGUAGACUGCACUUAAUGCUUAAACAAUUUAGUGUAGUAGCAAACUGGAUAUUGGAUCAGCCAACAGAAUUGCUUCUUUCACAGGACAUCUUUUACGACCCACAUUGGCUGUGCAGUGCAAAACGCGUUAGUAUUGCACUAUUGUAACUAUAUUUCCCAUGCAGCACCCAGCAAUGUGGACAACUAAUUUCUACUCAAAGGAGAUGUCUCCUCUAGCUAGUAGUAAUGGGCAGGAAAAAAUAUGAAGAGACGCUGUGAAAAUGGCUAAACGUCAAAUGAUGCCCAACAACUUACCACUUUAGAACCCCAACUCCCUUUCCCCAAAGAAAAUGUUACAAUUUUUUUGAAAAUAUUUUAGCCUAAAUUAUGUCAUAAAUUAAUUAUGAGACAGAGGAGAAAACAAAGCCGCUUUUAUUCCAUGCGGCACUUUAUGUGUUGGAAAACGCGUUUUAUGUUGGGCAAAGCCACCUAAGAAAUGUGCUAAAGUACAACAGGAAGACACACAAUGCAUUGCAGUAAGGUUGAUGCAAAAAUCAUGUCCUUCUGUACCUGGUUAUAUGCCCCUCCCUCCAACUCUUUGUGUUAUUUUAAUCUUGCUCCACUAAAUCUCGUUUAUGACUGCGCCACAUAAAUAGUUGCGCUGGUGUACCUGUCACCCUCAAUCCCUCUUCUGCUUAUCCACGACACUGUCCUCUUUUUCAUUAAACCCAAGAACUUUAGUGGAAAGUAGGCGUACUUCUGCAACUACAAGUGCGCAGCUACUCUAAAGAUAUUCUUGCGCUGAUGUUUUGCGCUUCGAGGCUCAAUACACUUUAAAUCUUGUGCAAGAGACUUUUUUUUUAUUGUUGAUUUAUUUGACUACAUGUAUUACGUAGACCAAUUAUCUAUUAAUUUAUUUUGCUAGUAGACAGAUGACCUUUUGUGUUAAUUUAUUAUUCCAGUCAAAGGCCUACAAAGUAUUGUGUAAUUAACGUCAUCGCUACCACGCAUUUCACUGUAGGCUCAGCGCGUUCUGGGGUUCUCGGCUGAGCUGCAGAAUUUUAUUUCACUGCCAGUAUCCCCAAAUGAUGUAUGUGUGUUUAUUGCACUAGACAGAGGCCUUGCAAACACAGCAGGAGAUGUAACAAUGGGCGGGACCCAUUGGUGAUAUGUGCAUAAAAUACCUCACCAGACUCUGUCAGUUCGUUGUAAAUAACAAAGAAAGAAAAGGACGGUUUGACUUGUGUGCUUGAGCAUUGGACAGGGCCCUUAGGCAGGCUAGAAACCUACAGGCCUUCUUAUUUUAGUGUCAUUGUGUAUGAUUGUAAUGACUUUAAUUCUGUGCAGUCGUUUAAUCGGCACAGAUUAAUUUUGUGUGAUAUUUUUCAUCAACCCAAACAUAACCCCAAGGUCUUGCAGACAGUUGAAAUGUCAACUCAACCCAGCUAUGAAAUGUGAAGUCCUACCUCGAAAUAGGUACAAGUCCUGUCAUGGCCCUUGACAAUGAACUCUGCUGACCGCUAAUUCCAGAAAUGGUUAGGCAGUAGGUGGGUCUGUCAACUGUACCAUGGAUAUGGAAUACCAGUGGAGAGCAAGAGAUCCACAGCAGUAACAAGUAUUUCUUUAGAACAGUACUGUACUAAAAAGUCUGUGUGAUAAUGUUGAUGAAUACGAUGAUGUUUCAUGAACAGUUUUGCUGCUGGAUGCUGGACAGCUAAUGUUUCAGUAGGAAAGAUGUUCAUUGCUGUUUUAUACUCUAACCCUCCCUGGGCUAACAGAUGAGCAUUUCAGAAAGCCAAGCUUUUCCACUUUUUUGAGCCAGAGUACUGAUACGUUGCAUCCAACGGGAGCUGAGGUUCUCAAUUUGACAGUAGUUUUCAUGGAGAAACGCGUUGCACAGCAUGCAUCAUAUUAAGUGGAGAAGCAAUGGUUUCUGAAAGGCUUCUCUGCGGCCAUCCUAUUCUUGCAAACCCUAAUGUAUUGUUCUUGAUGUUUCGUAUUGUUUGGUGUUUUGUUCCACAUAGCCAACAACUGUGGAGUUUUCACCCCUGCUGAUUGAGAAGGUGGGUGAAAGAGAUGUGCCCUGAAAGCCUUGAGACUCUGCACAAUCUCUGCUUGUAGUCCCUCAUUAGCAAUGGGUUUCUUGAUGGUCAGGAGAAAGUCCAGCGGUCUAUCACUACCAUUCUUCAAUAGCCACCAUCUCGGCUCCUCCACACACUGUAUUAAGUUAUUUUGCACAAGUACAUGUACUGUCACUUUAAAAAGUAAUACUCUGAAUCUAGUUAGAGGUGCGUCUGUAUAGGGAAGAGCUGGGAAGGGAUGGGUGUAGUUUGCAAAAAUGUUUGGGUGUGUUCUGCACUGUUGCGGGGAUAGCAUGGCCAUUUUGGACCCACUGCUGUCUUUCAUUGGCUAUGAAAGUAUUAAUUAGGCAGAGAUUGGUGUUUCUGUCAUCAAGCCCUGUCCGUAACCCCAGGGCCAUUAGUUGCUAUAGGAGAUAAGGGACUGCAUGGAGAGAGGUCACAGCAGUCAGAUCUUUGAGGAUGGAGUGCACUCUCACAGUGGUUGGUCUGACAGUCCCUAGACUGUCUAGUCCCAAUAUUUAGGACAGUCCUGAAUUGAGCACCUCACAGUUCUGACCCUUGUACCUCCUCCCUGCACAAGGGGAUGGAUCCUGUUGAAUGAGGCUGUUACCGUAGGCUGCCUUGAAGAUUCUUUUGUCACCCCCCCAAAAAAAAAAUCCUCUUUCUAAGAUACAUUCCCCCCCCCCCCCCCCUCCCUGCGAUACUUUUUUUUUCUCUUACAAUUGAAUAACGCAGUCUGUUUUAUAGCCGCUGGCAGUGCAGUUUCAGGCAGACUUGAAGACACUGUGUGCGUGAAUGUGUGUCAACCGCUAAUAUUUAUUAAAAAAUCAUCUGAAACA